AUGGAGGCCUCCGCAUCGGCUCACGUGGCUGACGAGGCCAAGCGGCACCUGCAGGACUGCUCACGAGUUGCGGUGUUUGAUGGCAAGGGCGCAGUGCUUUACGCCAACUGCAAGGUGCUGCCGGGCGAGCCGCAGCAGCUGGCCGCCAGCUUUGAGGGCCGCGACGCAGCCAUGUCUAGAGGCCUGCGGCUAGAAGGCAGACGAUACGAGGUGCACAGAUACCACCCGCCGCUGGUGUACGGGCGCAGCAUGGUGGAUUGCGAGCCUGAGCAGAGCACAGGCAUCGCGGUGUGCCGCGUGGACCGAAGCCGGCUGGGCGCCAGGCCCUGCUACAUAGCGGUGACGUACGAGCAGCCCCAGACCUCGGCGCGGAUUGUGCCACGCCUGGUGGCCUUUGCGCAGCAGCACCUGGAGGCGCCCUAG
Molecule: messenger RNA, 423 nt
Organism: Chlorella variabilis
Lineage: Eukaryota; Viridiplantae; Chlorophyta; Trebouxiophyceae; Chlorellales; Chlorellaceae
Exons: 3
Coding region: 1-423 (140 amino acids)
Source: RefSeq, a predicted model, not a curated record